Messenger RNA from Laccaria bicolor S238N-H82, 840 nucleotides. RefSeq lists its product as uncharacterized. The coding region runs from base 1 to 840 and encodes 279 amino acids. NCBI's taxonomy places the organism in Eukaryota, Fungi, Basidiomycota, Agaricomycetes, Agaricales, Hydnangiaceae. The record is from RefSeq and is a predicted model, not a curated record. The transcript is spliced from 4 exons.
AUGGCAACCUAUCCACCGAACACCAACAAUCUCGUCCCAAGCACGACACCGGGUCCUGGUUUUCAGGGGGAGAACGCCUACGGCAUGACCCCAACCACCAAUGCCACGGGCAUCGUUCUCCAAAGACUGUGCGUCCAGUUACUGCGCUACGGAUCCUUCCUCGACGAUCGCUCAAAGCCCCGCAAUUCAUUCCUCGCCGAAUGGGAUCGCGACGUACCCGCAAUAAAUCUUAGCAGCGUUUUCAGCGAUAACGAUUUGGUUGAGUUAGAGACAGGGAGAGCUGAACAAAGACAGACGAGUCUUUCAUGGAUCGACCUCAAUGCCCGCCAUGCCGCCCGUCGUUCUAUACCAUUUCAAGCUGUCGCUUCCCUCUCCCAACCUUCAACGUCACAAUCUUCAAUGCCACAACUUUCCACGCCCUCUCAACCAUCUCUGAGGACCGAUACUUGGAUUACUUUGAGGGCAUACUCGAUGUGGUCAAUACUUCUCUUUCCUAUCCAGUUCAUUCUGGCAAUUAUCUUUUAUUCGGGAGCAUCGGUGGGAGCGGUGUGUGUCGUGGGUUUCGCUCUUGAAGACCGUUCAACGCCCAAGGUUUUGGCCUCCGUAUUCAUUGGAGUGCUCGGUCAAAUAUUCCUCAUUUAUGUUUGGACCAACACACUUGGACUCCCAUCUCUCGCAGUCAUUCAAACCGUCAUACCGUUCUGGUGGCGAACGUCCUGGCCAAUACUACGAAGGUUGGUGGCGGGGUGGCUGACACGUGCCAAGCAGGCUAUGCUGUGGCCAUUGCACAUAUUGCUUAUGGCACGUCAAUUACUACAGGGCUUCCCUCUGCUUCCCUGA